AUGACAUCUAAUAUUGCGGAGUCUAUGAAUGCAGUCCUUGUCCAUGCACGUUCUCUACCAGUCACUGCACUUCUGGAACAUGCUCGUGCACUCUUACAACGCUGGUUUUACGAGAGGCGAACAUACGCAUCCAGUCGCGAAACCAUUCUCACUAACUACGGUGAGAAUAAGAUGCGUACUACAGAGAACCUCUCUCGUACUCACUCCAUCACACCCAUUGACCAUCACAAGUUGGAGGUUAGCGAUGGACUAAAAAGGGUGCGUGUGAAUUUAAAUGCAAGGACCUGUGAAUGUAAAGAGUUUGACUACUUUCAGUUUCCUUGCUCCCACGCUAUUGCAGCGACCACCUAUUGGAACGUGAACAGGUACACACUAUGCUCACCUGCAUAUACUAUUCAAACUCUCAUUAACACAUAUGUCGAACCUGUUUACCCUCUCGGCGAUAAGGACGAUUGGAUAUUACCUGAUGACUUCGUCGACCGUAUAGUGGAGCCCCCAAGAUAUGUUUCGCGCGUUGGUCGACGUCAAACUAUACGAAUUCCAUCUGCUGGGGAGACCCGCCAAGUCCACAAAUGCGGUUGGUGUGGCAACAUGGGUCAUAAUAGAAAAACAUGCCGCCAACCACUUAGAACUAUAGAUUGA
This is a messenger RNA of Momordica charantia (bitter melon), 642 nucleotides long. RefSeq lists its product as uncharacterized. The record is from RefSeq and is a predicted model, not a curated record. Gene Ontology annotation, molecular function: zinc ion binding. Lineage: Eukaryota; Viridiplantae; Streptophyta; Magnoliopsida; Cucurbitales; Cucurbitaceae.